GGGCGGGAAGAUGUGCGGCCAGAGGAGAUUGCAGACCAGGAACUAGCAGAAGCAAUACAGAAGUCUGUAGAGGAAGCAGAACGUCAGAAGCCUUGAUGCAUGUAGUGUGUGUUUACUGCAGCUGGAGUGGGCCACAGACCAGAGAAUAGUGACAAAGAAACUACCUCACUGGAAAUGCCCUCAUUACCAGCUUCUGAUGGGUUUAAAAAUCCAAUCCAGUCUUCAGGACUAAGUUCUAAGAUCUGUAAUCCCACAAAUCAAUUACUUGAUCGAUCUGUCUCUGCCCCUGCUUCAACUUGCUCAUCCAAAUCUAGCCUCGCAGAGCCCAUUGAUCCUAGAGCUGUCAAGUCGUUUGAGUUUUCAACUGAAUGCCAGAUCACCCCAGAAGAAGAUCGUCCUCUCAUGUUACAGCAUCUUUCCAAUAACUCUUCCUUUGCAAAUAAUGAUCACACUCUCCAGACAGAGGAGACGAAUUGUUGCAGUCCAGCUUGCCUUUCACAGAGGAUGCUUGAAGAAACAUUUCUUGCAGACAGUCUAAUGGAAUGUAACACUAUAGAACAAGGCUAUGGUGAGGAACCUCUUUUUGAAGUGACAAAAGAAAAUAGUUUGAUCGACACCACUGCUAAGCUCCGGCAAAUAAAAGAUGCAUCUCUGCCUUCAGAACAGAAGGAACCAAAACAGAAGAACGAGCUUGCCAUAGACCAUCAGAUAUGCAAAGAACCAGAGAAGUUUGAGCAUCUGGAGAAACAAACUGACAAAACUGACCCAGAAUCUCCUGGCAAUGUUGGUGGGGUUGAGAAACCUGUUGUGGAAGAAGAGGGCUGUGUAGCCAGCCAGCCAGAAAGUCCUCCUGCAAAUAUGAGAGAAGGUAGACAGGAGAAAGCAGAUUUUUCCUGUGUGAAAGGGAGUAUCCAAGUGUCAGCCUCCUGUAGUUGUGUGCAUAUGGAAGUAGAUACAGCCGAGCAUUCUGUAGCUGAAGUGCGCAUCUCAGCAAGCAAGCAGAAGUGGCAAACCAAGAAUGGAAGGGCAUCUGACCUGAACUCAGAUGCCUCUUCUAUGGAGGUGGAGUCACUGAAGUCUGCAACUUCCCUGAGUGAUCCAGUUUCCACCUCUGAUGUGUUGCAGUCUAAAAGCGCCAGUGAAAUCCCCACAAAGUGUAAUGAGUUGUCCAGUUUAACAGCUGAAAACAGUUCUUCCCCCUCUAUCAUUCAGCAACAGGACACAGAUCUGGGUAGACAUUUAGAAGAGCCGUGUUUCUCUCUAGCAUCAGCCUUGAAAGAGCUUCACAAACUCUUGAUGAUCAGUUGUAAAGGAGAAUGUAAACUCCUUGCAUCUGAAGUCUCUCAGCUGGAAAUGGUUCACAAAGAGCAAGUAGAACAGAAGGGGUUUUCUGAAGAUGAGCAGAAAGGCUCAGAUCCAGAUGGCCAGCAACAGAGUAGUUCCUCCUUUAAUGUGAGGUCUGAAGGUAGAAAAGCAGAGGGGAGCAAGCCUUGUGAUUCUGGCAUAGAAAAUGUUAGUCUUGGGUCUGUCAGUCACAUGGAAUCAGUUCUUGGAGAAGAUGCUUUAGAAACUCCAGAGUUUUCAGGUAAGAGUGAUUUGACUGUAGUGACUUCUGCAGGGACAUCUGACCAACAGCAAUGCUCUGAGCAGGCAAAGGUUUUGCCAGAAUGGUUCCAAAGUCCGACUUUGGAGCAGAACACUGUUUCCUCUCAGCCUGCUUUGGAUGAAGGUACAUCUCAAGAUACUCGGGCAUCAUUCACAGGAGCAUCUGAGAGAAACAGCAGUUCUGCUCCUAACGGCCCAUCCUCAUUGCGUGGGUGUGAGGACCCACUGCCUAGCCCACCUGCUGAGUCCACUGAACUUCCCUCGGUUGCUUCACCACCUGCUUUCCCUGCAGCUGAUGUUGAUCGAAUCCUUGGUGCUGGCUUUACCACACGAGAAGCUCUGGAGGCUUUGGAACAAGCAGACGGAAAUGCAGAUCUUGCUCUUCUCAUUUUGCUAGCCAAGAGUAUUGUUGUUCCUACAUAACUGUGGAAGAGGGGGUCUUUUAAAAGACAUAUCUAAAUUACACAUUGUAACGUACAAGCAGAAUGUUGAGUCAGAGUUUUUAAUUAUUUACAGCCAAAGUAACUUGUCUCUUCUGUUUCACUUGUUAGAUUUGGCCUUUUAAAAGAAAGAAAAUGUACUGUGUGGACGGGAUAGCUUUUAAUUAUACAUACUGGAUUAAAAUUAAUGUUUUUAUUUAAAUGCAGAAUUUUUGAAUAAGCUCCAAUGUUAUGAAUAAGAAGCAGAAGCCAUUAAGAUCACCAUCCUGUCCAGCGCAAAGCACAUUGUGAAAUGAAUUGAGUGUGUGUAUGAUUGCAGCCAGCAGCGAGAUACGACACGUGGUAUUGCAGACCACACACUGAGUCUGGUAUGGUGCAGAUGCAAAACUUUUCUAAAUGGGCUUUUUGUGUUUGUACCAGUUUUCUCUCUCCUACGCCUUGUAGCCAAAUGUCUGUGAUGCUAAUGAAACAAUUAUGGCAGCUACUAAAGGUAUGUAGGUGCCCACAGAUGUGUAAAACUUUGCAAAAGGAAUGGGAGGGUGUUGAGUGUUUUUGGAAGCGUGGGCUUGUGUUUGCACGGGGAAAGCUGAUGCCUGCUUUUGACAAACCCUUUCGUGCUCCUGCGUCAGUGUGUUUAAGUUUAUAUCAUGGGGAUAGGGGAUGGAGAGAAAAAGGGAAGGGAUAGAAUUUGAUUCCAGCAAACCUAAGAGAUGUACCAACUUACUUGAAGAUGUGCUGAUUAUCAAUUGUAGGUGGGGAGGGGAGGUGGAAAGGGGAAAAGAGUAUUUUAUCUUUUUUUUUUUUUUUCCUAGCCUUGCUCAUAUCACGUUCCCCUCUACAAAAGAACAAGCUCAGCCACUUAGGGUAAAAUCUUGAUGCUGAACUGCAUAACAAAGCAACUGCGUGUCAUGGCUUUUAAUUGCAUCUAUCCCUGGAAGAUGGAUUCUCUAUGUGCUGCAUGGGGUUGUGAUCAGCAGAAUUAAGAAAUCUGCUUUGCACUAGUUUAUCUUGAUGUUUGGGGAUGAUCAGCCUCUCACCAACUGCAGAAAGCCUGUAGUGGCUGAUGGGCUACUAAUUGAAUACCUCUUAAAGGGCGGGGGCUCCCAGGCAGGGUUUAUGGAACACACAUACUGACAUGGCGUCUGCAUUACAACCACUGUGGCCUUCCAGGAGGUCCUUGAGGUCCUUAGGGAGCUGCCUGCCUGAUUAGGACUUGCUGGGGCUGUGCUGUAGGAAGCCCUUAUCAGAUGCUUUUUUAUUCAGGUGAACUACUUUGAGGGUUUAGCAGAGCCUCAAAAUUCUGUUGGGGCUGGGGCAGGAAUGUAUGGUUGAAAUAUGAUACCAAAUUUUAAGUAGGAACUUUUACUUAAUCCCACUCGUAAAACUCUGAAGUGGCUUUGUGUGAAGCAUUCAUCAUUCUGCUUUGGAGCUUGACCUGAAGUGAUGGAUCAGCAGGGGCUGGAAACAUAAUUUGUUCAUCGCUUUCAUUUGUUGUCCCAGACCUCUCCCUGGUAUUUUGCUUUCCCUGCUCCUUAGCAGGAUUGCCUGUGUGUAUGCCAAGCUUUUUUUUCAUGUAGGGUGGCAUUUAAAAACAACAAAUUUGGUUUCAUUUAUGAGCCUGCAGAGUUGUGUGUCGGUGAGCAAUGGUUGUCAGAUUCUUCUUAGGUGCUUAGGUAGCCGAGAGAUCCGUUAUUUUCUAGAGAGCUGUAAGGCAUUCCUCUGUUGAAAGCAGCUUUUGUUUGAGUUGUGGAUGUACCAGCGAGGCUUGGUGUCCCCAGACACACUUCACUUAUAUCCCACUACUGGUGGUCUCAGCAGCAGGCAUUGCUCUGUGCUUGCGUUGGGAGCAGCAUUUGGCUCUUCGGGAACCCCUUACCUGAGCAGCAUCAAGAAUUCCCUGCAGGCUCUGUUCAGAAUGAGUUGUUAGUGAGGCAAUCACAACUUUGUGAUCUUUACACGCAGGUAGCAAGAGUUGAUCCCCGGUGAAGCUUGUUGAUACUCUUUGGAAUGAGCACCCCAAAUAAUCAAAAUCCAUUCUGUAAAGGGUAGCGCUUGGACUGCUACAGGAGUGCAGACAGUGUCAUCAGAUCUCUCUAGAAGCUUUAGGAAAUAAGAUUUCAAUAUUAGGCCCAUUCACAUCUGAUUCAUUACUGAAAGCAUCGCAGUGAGUGGAGCUCUCAGCUCCAGAGCCUCCUCACUCAAAGCAGUGUUUCUGCUUCUGAUUCAUGCCGUGGGUCUCAGUGUGAGAGCCCAUCUCUGGUACGUGUGGUCCAUGCACUGACAACCCCAGCUGCAGGUUGGCGCUCCUGGAUGCGCGAGAGCUGAACUUGCACCCUUAGCCUGUGGGUUCAUUUACUGUCAGCUCCUUGAAGCGUCAGAUGGUAGCCAUUCAAUGUUAUACCCUUUUCAUAUUUACACAUUUAUGUUUUUAGAAGCAAUUGCUAGUAGCUAGGUGAGAUACUGCUGCUUUGCACCAAACUGGUUAAAGGCUCUAGUUUUAUGGCCAUGUUUGCUUAGACUGCAUAUACAGAAUUUAUGCUAUAAAGGCUUUAGAGCAUCAGCCAACUUGCUUCAAUGCGCAGUUUUAUUCUUUGUCAAAUACAGUUUUUGAAAUCUGCCCUUCUGCCAAAGCUGUAGUGAAGCAUUUAUCAAUACUGCUAGAAUUUCUUGUGUAACUUUCUCUGAACUGCUAGAAACAAAGCCUGACCCCUCAGCUGAUGAAUACUUGUAAAACUCCUCUUUUACCAAGUUGGUCCGAGCCUGGUGAUCUGAAUCUCUUAAUUCCAGAGCCUUGCUUUGAGCGAAUGGCUGUGUGCUGCUAAAUUAGGAAAUGAUUUUGAUUUUUCAGAAGCAAGAUUUACAUCAGGGAAAAUCUGGGCAGUGGUGAGUAUCUGAGUUAAAAUAAAAUACAAGAGCGA
Messenger RNA from Numida meleagris (helmeted guineafowl), 4963 nucleotides. Its product is annotated as protein DDI1 homolog 2. The transcript has 3 exons. The record is from RefSeq and is a predicted model, not a curated record. Gene Ontology annotation, molecular function: aspartic-type endopeptidase activity; protein binding. Gene Ontology annotation, biological process: proteolysis. Lineage: Eukaryota; Metazoa; Chordata; Aves; Galliformes; Numididae. The coding region runs from base 175 to 2028 and encodes 617 amino acids.